AUGGCUUAUCUGGGAAAUCUGCCUAUUUUUGACCAUAAGUCAAGUGAAUGGUCAAUUUUCAAAAGCAGACUAACUCAGUUUGCGAAGAUAAAUCGCGUCGAAGAAGUGAACAAAAGUGGAAUUCUUCUCACCCAUCUUACGGAUGAAACGUAUCGCUUGGUACGAAACUUAGCGUACCCGCAAGACUUAGAAUCUCUAAGUUACUCGAAUCUCGCUAAAUUACUCGACGGUCAUUUCAAGCCAAAAAAAUGCUCAUUUGUGGAUAAAGAAAAAUUUUUUGGGGCAACCAGAAAUCCAGGCGAAUCAUUGGGAGACUGGGCAGCGCGAUUGAGAGGUCUCGCAAGCAAUUGUGACUUCGGCACUGCCUUGGAAACGAAUUUAAGAGAUCGUUUCGUCCUCGGCCUGGGCCCUGGCCCGGAACAAGAUAAGUUGUUCGAACAUGACCCGUCCACAUUGACACUGUCAGUAGCUAUGGAGCUAGCCGAGCAGGCGGCGUAUGCCAGGCAGGCGAAGGUUAUGUUGUGCACCAGCGAACAUGCUCCAAUUAAGGAGGAACCGGUAUACCGAGCGAAAUUUCAAGGUCAAGGAGACAGCGGCGCGGUUAUACGGCGUCCUAAUGCUGGCAGGACAUCAGCAGGUCGCGACCAACCGAGAGAUUUUUCUCGUUGUUCGGUUUGUGGCUUGAAGAACCACCAAAGUGAUAAGUGCCGUUAUAAAAGUUACAAAUGUCAAAAGUGCGGUGAAAAAGGUCAUUUAAAGAAAGUGUGCGAUAGUGUCAAUAGAUCGCGGAUGUACCAUAUCGAGUCGGUAAGCGAACCAGAGCAGGUCAAGGAUUCGUCUUGUGAGGAGUGCCACAAUUUUAAUUUGAGGUAUGUGACUGAUAAGCCCAUUUCAAUUGAUGUAAUAAUAGGUAAUCAGUGUAUGACAAUGGAGCUGGAUUCAGGAUCAAGUAAAAGUGUGAUUUCUUAUAAUACAUAUAAGGAAAAAUUCUUAAAAUAUUCAUUACCUAGUAGUUCUGUAAAAAUGUGCUUAUACAACGGACACAAGAUUGAUCCAUUAGGUUAUAUUACUGUAGAAACCAGUUACAAUAACAGUACCAAAUUGAUUAAAUAUUUUGUUGUCAAAAAUGGGGGACCGCCUAUACUAGGUAGGGAUUUCAUGACCGCCUUUAAUUUUGUGAUUACUACUAAAUUAAAUUACAUAAGAAAUGAUUCCGAAUUGCAUGAGUUAUUAUAUAAAUAUUCGGCGUUGUGGCGUGACGAGUUGGGCGCAUUUAAUAACUUUAAAGUCAGUUUGCAGUUGAAGGCGAAUGCUGUGCCUAAGUUUUUUAAGCCGCGUACUGUACCCUUUGCCCUCAGAGAAAGUCGAACAAGAGCUAAACCGAUUAGUGCACUUGGGUAUCCUUGUUCUUAUUAA
Messenger RNA from Parnassius mnemosyne (clouded apollo), 1416 nucleotides. The record is from the annotation of a GenBank genome assembly. Lineage: Eukaryota; Metazoa; Arthropoda; Insecta; Lepidoptera; Papilionidae.